This is a messenger RNA of Podospora bellae-mahoneyi, 1929 nucleotides long. RefSeq lists its product as uncharacterized. Lineage: Eukaryota; Fungi; Ascomycota; Sordariomycetes; Sordariales; Podosporaceae. The record is from RefSeq and is a predicted model, not a curated record. The transcript has a single exon. The coding region runs from base 1 to 1929 and encodes 642 amino acids.
AUGGACGACGCUGCGAGGCUCGUGUCGGAGCUGCACGACAAGCUCGCUGAGCUAGAUGGCAAAGUGGCCGCCUACCAGCGCGACAUGUUGGCCGAGUUUCACAAGCACAUGGAGGACUGUCUCAAGGACUACCCAGACGACGUCUCCAGUCAGGUGUCGCGAGUCAUCGCCGAGUCAAUGUCCAGGUACCCGGCUCUCAGUCCGACAAACCAAGACAUGGCCGACUCGCCCGCUACCACCACCCAUCAUAAGACACCAGGUUGGAAGGGCCGCAAGUCGCCUCCCCCGGUUCUCCCCCACAGAUCUGGCGUGCCGACAAAAGAGGGUCCCCGGAGUCCGCACGAGCGGGAGAAGGAGUUUCAGGGUGUCUUCACGCCGACAUACCUGCCGCUGCUCGAGAGCAAUGAGCGUUCCUCCCAUCGACCGCCACCGACAUCGCCGGUACCGGUUCCUUCCGUCGUUCAGCAGCCACAGCAACAGCAGCAACAACCACCACCACAGCAGCCCCCCCAGCAACAAUUACAGUCACCAACCCCUCUGUCUGUCGACAACGUCAAAAAGGUGGAGGAAAUCAAAAAGCCCGAGGCCCCUGUCGAGGGUAGGCCGGAUCCGAUCAGGCGACUGACCGACCGAUCCACAUCGUCGGUUGAGUCCUCGAGCAGCGAAUCCAAGGUGCGCAGAAGUGCACUGCGCCGGAGCUCAAGCUCCGUCAAGGGUGCUGCGAGCCCAAGACGGGUGCGCUUCGACUUUUCAGGAGAGGAGGUGUUCCCGUCGUCUUCCCCGCAGCAGGCAGCCAGCCUCGUGGCUAUGGCUGUGGAGGAUGACGAGGCGGACAAGCCCAAGGCUGAGCUUCUGCCUGUUGUCGAAACGUCAGCCACCUCGGCUACUGCUGUCGUAGAGGAUGAGUCACCUGAGCCGGAAGAAGAGUAUAUCGGAACGUCGCUCCUCGACGUGGAAGGGGAGGAGGAUUGGCUCCCAAGACCCAAAAAGGUUUCUUCAACCCAAGCUUUGCAAGCACUUACCCGCAGCCCGCUGGAAGAGGGUUCAUUUUGGACUGUUGUUAACGCGAAUAACAAUGAGGAGUCUGGAAAGGUGAAUGGUCAAAAAGAGAAAGAGACCAGCACUUCAGCCCCAGCUCCUGUCAAGGUUGACUCUCAGGCUACCCUUCGGCCAGUUGACGGUCCGGGAGAAGAUAUCCCAGUCAUCGGUCUGCUUGGCUCACCAAUUGAAGAAUUAGAGCAGUAUGUCGACGACGACAACGAAUCCGAAGAGGAGUUUUUGUCCAUGCGGCCCAAGAACAACAAGAAGUCGCCCUCGCCAGGCGCCCAGACACCCUUCAAGUCGCCAGCCGCUUCUCAAUUUGGGCCAUCUAACCAGACCUCCAAGGCAUCCGGGCCGUCAAAGACUAACGGAAAACAAGACAUCCUCGAAGAAGACCCCCUGUUCGACUUUGAAGAUGGUGAGAACGGAACCGGGAAAGCAGAGAAAUACCUCCUUGAAGAGGAAGACGAUGAUGAUGAGGAUGAUGACGGAGUGGAGGUCCGCAUCCCACACAGACCAAUGAGGACGACACCCACGCCCCUCCAGACCGUACUCGAGGACGAAAACAAGAAACACUCUCGCACAACCAGCUUGCCACCAGUGUCUCCAUCAGCAGUCCUGUUUGGUCACAGUAUUGGGUCAUUUAGAGGCAACUCUAUCUCGCUAAACCCCAUCAAGAACACAAAACUCUAUGAUGAAAUCGCCGGGCUUAAGGAUGUCCACUUCUUCGUCGGUAGUGUCGACGGACGUAGUGGUGCCGAGGCAGCCGAUAUGGGGAGCUACAGAGCGAUGUCGAAGGGGGUGCCAGCUGUGCCGAGAAGUUUCACCGAGAGGUUAGCCAUCGAGGAGGCGAUGGAGCGGAGGAGACACGAGGAUGAUGAUGAGUAG